Marchantia polymorpha subsp. ruderalis is the source of this 1439-nucleotide messenger RNA. Lineage: Eukaryota; Viridiplantae; Streptophyta; Marchantiopsida; Marchantiales; Marchantiaceae. The record is from the annotation of a GenBank genome assembly.
UUAUAUUUCACAGUAACACAAGCUAGGGGUUCAGACGAAGCGGCCUCGACGUGUUGCUUCGAAGUUCUCCUCUGGACUCUUGUUCUAAAGUUUUCGCCUGGCACAUAUUGCAGAGACUGUGAAGAAUGCUGGGCCCGAGUACUUCAACUCGUCAACACGUUUGUCUUUGGAGGAUCUCAACGUUGAUUAAACGGUCCCCAUCCUACUGCCAGUACCCGUCUCUUUCUGAAUAAUCGCCACCAUUAAACCCCGACGAUCCCGAAGACGCAAGGGUAGGGUGAUGACAACGGCAGGGAUUUGGAUAUUCACCAGCGUGGAAAAGUGGAACUUUUAUCGUCACUCCUCGUCGUGUCGCUAAUCAUAGUGCGGAUGGCACGCUUUGUGGAUAUAAGUUUUGUGAAGUGUUCUCUAUCCCUGGAGAUUUCACUGGACCUUAUUGACCUCGUAUAUAUCAUGAUUGCGUAUAUUUGUUUUCAGGACCUAAUUCAGGAUGGCCAGAGCUUAUGGGAAUAGGCUACGAGGAGGCCAUUGACAAAAGAAAUCCGGAUGAGCAUGGAUUCCAGGUUGAUAAUGGUCCAACGGGAUUUCCGCGAGCAGACGAUGUGACCUUCCGUCGUGUGUUGGUGGAUGUGGAAAAGGCUGGAAAUGUAGCCGUCGUUCCAAAAUUUGUCAAGGUUGAGAUCCAUCUGUAUGCUUACUGGGUUUCUAGAUUAGAAUAUGUGUCUCCUGCAGUGGAAAAAGCGAAUUCUUGCUUUUUAGUGUCUACCCUGAUUUUCUAUUGCAGUGGCUCGACUGGAGAACCUUUGUGCAUGCAAUAACUAGCAACGCAUUUGCAUCCAUGACCACGUUCAAUAUCCACUUGUGUCCCACUUCUGUCUUUCAGAUUUUCUUCCCCAGAAGCCACUUGUCCUCUCAGAUGAUAGAUCAGUGACAACUCAGAGGCAUGAACUCUCAACUUGCAAGCUUUACAGAGUGUUCUGUCGUUCUGUCGUUCGGCCCGAGUGUGCUUCUCGCAGCCUCCGCUUAUCACAAGCCAAACAAACCGUCUCGUAGAAUUAGGGGCUUCUUUUUUUAACAGGGUUUCAUUCUGUCGAGAAGAAAUGUUAUUCCUGCUUUGUUCUCUCAAGUAUCGAAUAGUCAUUCAUGUCAUCCCCUGUCACUAUCCGGGCCCUUAAAUGUUCAACUUGGGAGCUCAACGGGAGAGCGAAAAGCUCGACUGCCUUUUCGACAAUUCCUGUGCUUGGCAUGCAUAUAAUGAUUAUUCGCUGAAAAGUGCUUCGACGCUUGGGCUCGAAAUCAGUGAUGGUGAUCUGCUUGGAAAUCUCGAGGUUAAAGGUUUACUCUCGCUUGAUUCACAAGCGUACACCAGAGCGGGGUAUGAGCUGAGCGCUAAAUAAUGGUCACCUAAUCAUUUGGACUAAAUCAAUUCUUGUUCACCU